GGUAAUCAGACUAUAUGCAGUACAAAUUUUUGAAAAAGAAGUAGCUGCAGAUAAUAGAGAUACUAGUGUUGCUGAAGAACAACCAUUGAAUGACAACUCAUCUGCUUCUAGUUAUGAGGAACUUGCUGAUAUUAAGUAUGAUUACACUGAUGAUGAUGAGUUGUAUGAGGUCAACGUUGGAAAAAUAGCUGA
Molecule: messenger RNA, 192 nt
Organism: Ilex paraguariensis (yerba mate)
Lineage: Eukaryota; Viridiplantae; Streptophyta; Magnoliopsida; Aquifoliales; Aquifoliaceae
Source: the annotation of a GenBank genome assembly